This is a messenger RNA of Topomyia yanbarensis, 17748 nucleotides long. RefSeq names its product cadherin-related tumor suppressor (gene ft). The transcript is spliced from 11 exons. Gene Ontology annotation, cellular component: plasma membrane; catenin complex. Gene Ontology annotation, biological process: homophilic cell-cell adhesion. Gene Ontology annotation, molecular function: cadherin binding; calcium ion binding. NCBI's taxonomy places the organism in Eukaryota, Metazoa, Arthropoda, Insecta, Diptera, Culicidae. The record is from RefSeq and is a predicted model, not a curated record. The coding region runs from base 1653 to 16859 and encodes 5068 amino acids.
UUGUACGGACGGAAGUGCCUAGGCCCUUUCCCGAAAAUAGAACUGUGCGCCGGACCGAGACCCGUCAUAGAGAGGCCCCGGGACCGCGCGUCGCGACCCGCCUCGACGGGGAGUAAACCAAACGACACUAAGAACAACCACAACAAGAAAAAGAAGACAAAGUUGAAGAGGAUUCCUCUUAAUGUGCCAACGUUGGAGGCGCGCAAGACGUGCGUGUUUCGAACCACGAGCAACGUGAAGGGUGACGGGAGGAUACAUAAGGGAGGUCCUCUUUUAGAGCUCUGGAACGGGGGAACGUUGCUGCUGCCAGCUAGUGAAAAAAGUGCCGUGCUUUCGGGGGCCUUUUGAAUGUGCCAGUGCGAAUUUUUUUUUCGUUCGAAAGACGAUAGACGCAGAAGAGUGGCUAUGUGUUUUGCAAAGUGUACCUAUUUAACUUGUUUGAUAAGAGUUUUUUUUAAAGAAACUAAUCCAAACUGACUGCUGAUUUGUUGUCGAAGAAAAAUCGAUGCAGCCAUCGGGAAAGAGGCAGAAGUGAUUGAAGGCAAAGCAAGUGAAGAGAUAAAUUACAAUACGAAAGAAUUUAGUGAAAAAUCGUUGAAAUUGUUUUGGAAGCUCUGUGAGGUGCUUUUGACUGAGAUCGGAAGCAAUAAGGAAGAGAACAGGAGAAAAAACUAUGUCUGGUGUUUCGACUUUUUCUGUGCCGAGGAAAUAAGAGAAAAAAAGAUAUACCAAUCAGAUUAGGUCUUUACCUCGCAGCUGCUGCUUCUACAACAACAAACAGCCUACUUUGAUGUGUGUGAAUCUUCUGGUGUCCAUCAGCAGCCUGACCAGAACUGCCGGUGGAAUGAAGUUGAACUGAUCUGAAAGUGAUCGUGAAUGUGAAUGUGAAUUUAGCUCGAGUCAGGUUUAAGUGUGCAAACUGGAGCAUAAUUCAGCGUAAACAGUACAAGUGUUGACUAGAAUAAAAUUAUCCACGUUGCUGCGUGGAAUGUGAGCGACGACGACGACAAUAGCGGGCAGUAAAAUCGCGCGGAAGAAGAGUGUCUCUCGGGUAUGCGUGGUACCGCUGGAGUUCAGAGCGAGAAGUGACGGAGAAGCAGAAGGAAGUGAAAAAAAUGUUGCUGGAAAUUUUUGGGUUUUAAAGUUGCUGGAAGAGUGAGCGAGAGAAGACGAAGCGAUCGAGGAAAAAAAACGUCCAAGAUAAAGUGCAAAAGUGCUAGAGAGACCAGACAACGGAGAAGUUAGAAGCGAGAAGACAUGUGUGCGUAGUUCAUAUUCGAAGACGGGCAAUGAUGGUUUUUAAUUCCUUAAGUGAGCUUCGAUGGCUGAAACAAGAUUCGGAAGGAAAUUGAUCAUUGCAAUUAAGGUGAGAAAAGUGUGCCCCAGCUACUGAUAGCAAGUGACGUCGAGUUGUCCUGAUCAAAAAUCAAAUCGUGUGCAGUUCAGUGCAGUGCAAAUAAGUCAUGGGGAGUGUUGAUCGUUUGUGAUGGAUCGUGAAGUGAGGGCACUGGAUAGGUUAAAACAAUUACCUCGGGUCAACAUAGUGCCAGCAUUAUUAUGACGCAUCGUUGGGGUGUAGUGCUGAAGAGCUGAGAAGAGAUAAGUGUGCACUAGUUAGGGAAGGAGCUUUAAGCCAAUUGAAGCCAGACAAAAUGCGGUGUGCCAGUUUAAAAAUUGCCUUUUGGCUGCUAGUCAUAUUAGAACUGUACGCCGCGAUAGAGGGCGUAGGUGCGCAUGGGCCUGGGCCAGGACCCGGGCCAGGUGUAGUGAUAGGAGCUCGCCGAAGAUCCUCCAAUGAUGGUGCAAUGCAGUCGCGAGCCGUUGAUACGCGUGUUCAAUUUGAGAUUUUUGAAAACGAACCUCGCCUGACGGUGGUGGGAUACAUUCCAACGAAACCGGGGUUCACCUAUCGGUUCAAUGAACCCCCACGGGAGUUCACUCUGGAUCCAACUACCGGUGAAAUUAAAACCAAUGCCAUCUUGGAUCGGGAAAUGACGAAAAACGAUCGCUACGAUUUGGUGAUCCUAUCGAGUCAACCGACGUACCCGAUCGAAGUUCGAAUUACUAUAGUGGACGUUAAUGAUAAUGCUCCUGAGUUUCCGGAGCCCAGCAUAGCGGUUUCAUUCUCGGAAAGUGCCAUUUCAGGUACCAGGCUAUUACUGGAUGCCGCCACGGAUAAAGACAUCGGCGAGAAUGGAGUGACCGAUGACUAUCGAAUCGUUGACGGUAAUCAUGAUGAAAAGUUUCGUCUGGCAGUUACCACCAAUCCCAGCGGUGAUGUGUACUAUCUACAUCUGGAGACAACUGGAAAGUUGGAUCGAGAAACGCGAGGAUCAUAUACGUUAAACAUUUCCGCUAAAGAUGGCGGGACACCUCCAAAGUUCGGUUACCUACAGGUCAACGUAACGAUUCUGGAUGUAAACGACAAUCCCCCGAUCUUCGAUCACAGCGACUACAUCGUGUCGUUGAACGAAAGUGUCAUACCAGGAACACCUGUCCUGCAGGUAAUGGCAUCGGACAAUGAUCUAGGGGAUAACAGCAAGAUCACAUACUACCUUUCGGAUGCAGAAACUCAGUUCACGGUAGAUCCCGAAACGGGUGUAAUUUCAACUACCGAACAAUUGACGUGUCCUCAUCAAAACUGCCAGUCCCUGUCCAGACCGGAUGGAACUUGUCCCAAGAGUUGUGUCUUUACCGUAUUCGCUCGCGAUCAUGGGUCUCCUCGUCAAGAUGGCAGAACGUAUGUAACCGUCAAUUUGGUAGACACUAACGAUCACGACCCGGUCAUACGAUUUCAGUACUUCCCUCCUACGGGAAGCUACGCCACGGUUGACGAGAAUGCCGCCAACAGCUCCGUCGUUGCGGCCGUAUCAGUCGUAGAUAUGGACGAAGGUCUCAAUGGAGACACUAGCCUCAGGAUCGUGGUAGGAAACGAUUUUCAUCAUUUCCGGCUGGAGAAAUCUCCCAGCUUCUACAUUGUACGAGUCAAUGGUGUGCUGGACCGCGAAGAAAUUGGAAAGUACAAUCUUACCGUAGUCGCAACUGAUCGUGGCAAUCCUCCACGAACCGCGACAGCUCAUUUAAUCAUUCACGUGAACGACGUCAACGAUCACGAACCGGUGUUUGAAAAGUCCGAAUAUUCGACCGUUUUAAGUGAACUCACACCCCCGGGAACGUACGUGGCCAGUAUCACCGCAACCGACGAAGACACCGGUGUUAAUGCACAAAUUUUCUACGAUUUCGUCUCCGGAAAUAACAAUCAAUGGUUCAAAAUCGAUCCUUCCUCCGGACUGAUCACCACGCAAGCUCAACUCGAUCGGGAAGUCAAUGGCAACAUAGAACUAAGCAUUUCGGCUCGUGAUGGUGGCCCGAACCCAAAAUGGGCUCACACUCAGCUGAAGGUAACCAUCCUGGAUGAGAACGACGAAGCACCACAAUUUACACAGACGCGGCUAAACGUCACCCUGAACGAAAAUGCCAAACCCAAAACAGUGAUAGCAAUCCUAACAGCCGUUGAUCACGAUCAAGGAACGAACGGGAGCAUCACCUAUCUACUGCACCGUAGCGUGGAGAAAAAUUACCCAGGAAUGUUCCAACUGGAUCCGAUCUCCGCUCAGCUAACCACGAAAAGUAGCCUCGAUCGAGAGCAGGUUCCCAGCUACAGCAUCCAGGUGAUCGCCCGUGAUCAAGGAACUCCGCCGCAGUCAUCGACGGCAACGGUGCAGCUAACGAUCGAGGAUGCCAACGAUAACAAUCCGGAGUUUUAUCCGAAACAGUACUUUUUGGCUCUACCGGAAGAUACCGUGACGGGGAGACCGAUCCUGCAGGUCAAGGCUAGCGAUCCCGAUGAAGGUGUGAAUGCGAUGGUAUCGUACGAAAUGAUCAGUGGAGGUGACGGGAUGUUUACGAUUGAUGGGACGACGGGGCAGAUCAGUUUGAGAGGAAGUUUGAAAAAGUCGUCCAAACCGUUGUACAAAUUGGUGAUCGUUGCUAAGGAUAAGGGAGGAAGACGAGCGGAUAAGGAUGCGGUGGUGGAGAUUGUUAAGGAAUCGAUCGUGGAGGAGAUUGAAUUUGAUACGUUGAGCGGGUAUGAGUUUCAGCUGGUGGAGGAUAAUGGAUUGGAGGGAGGAAUGAAAGAGGAAAAAGAGGUUGGCCAGGUGAGAAUAAAAUCUUCACACUCGGUUAAAGAUGUUGAGUACUCGAUCGUACAAGGUGAUCCGGGAGAGAGUUUUAAAAUCAACGAAAGAUCUGGCCUAAUUAGUACAGCGAGACAUAUCGAUCGAGAAGCGACAGCUUUCUACAGUCUGACGGUGUCCGCCCGGAACGGUUUGGCAUUCGGACAAACGAUCGUGAAUGUUUCCGUAAUCGAUCUAAACGACAAUGCUCCGAUUUUCCAGCACGAUCACGAUGAGAUUAAUCUCCCGGAAAAUACGGCCGUCGGACAGGAGAUUUAUCUCUCGAAAGCAAAGGAUGCCGAUUCAGGGGCAAACAGUCGAAUAACCUACAGUUUGAGCUACAACCCGGAGAACCUGUUCCGAGUUUCGGAAACAACGGGAGUACUGUACUUGAACCGACCAAUUUUCGUUGAUCCGGGAACGACAUUAAAUCUGGAAAUUACCGCCUCCGACGGUGGUGAUCCACAGCUGACCGCGAAAGGUAGUGUCACAGUUACGAUCGAAGAUGUGAACGAUCACACGCCCGUGUUUGAUCACACCUCGUACGAAACAUCCCUGCUGGAAUCAAUGGCCGUAAAUUCACGCUUUUUCGCACUAGCCGCAUCGGAUGCCGACAUCGGCAUCAAUCAGCGAAUAUCGUACGCGAUCGUUGAGGGAAACGUUGACAGCAAGUUUGGAAUUUUCCCGGACGGUUUUCUGUACGUGAAAAGUGCACUUGAUCGCGAGGAGCGCGAUUAUUACUCACUAACAGUUACCUGUACCGAUGAGGGUGAUCCGGCCCGAAGCUCGUCCGUGCCGGUGAUUGUUCAUGUGAUCGAUGAGAACGAUAACCCACCGCAGUUUACCAACAGCACGUUUAUAUUUAGCGUGGCGGAAAAUGAGCCGGCCGAUACCUUCGUGGGUAAAUUGACGGCGGUUGAUCGUGACAUUGGCCGGAACGCCGAGUUAAUCUAUAUGCUAUCGAGCAAACAGGAAGAUUUCACCGUAGACUCGCGGAAUGGGUUCAUCAAAACCAUGCACGAAUUUGACCGGGAGGCAUUGGUACAAACGACCGGACAGAAUUUCGUCAUGCUUGAAGCGAUCGUUUCCGAUAAUGGUUUGACCCGUUUGCGAGAUAAGGUGAAAAUUAAAGUUUUCAUAACCGACGUGAAUGAUAAUGCGCCACAGUUCGUGCGGGCUCCUUAUAAGGUACAGAUCUCGGAGGGAUCAUCGAUCGGGACCCAGCUGAUUCGCGUUUACACCAACGAUGCCGACGAAGGUCUGAAUGGUGAUGUGUACUACCACAUUACCGAGGGAAAUGGCGACGAGCGAUUCGUAAUCGAUGAUGCUACCGGUCAGAUAACGCUGGCCAAAGCCCUGGAUCGUGAAACGGUGUCAAUGUAUAAAUUAACGAUCGUUGCCCAUGAUGCCCCGAUGCAGAAUCGAUUAAGUGCCAGCACGACCGUUACCAUUGAGGUGUUGGACGAAAAUGAUGACGCACCGGAAUUCACUCAGACCCACAGUCAGAUCUCGAUUAAUGAAACGACCGCCAUCGGGACGGAGCUGAUUCGAUUCCGUGCCACGGAUAUGGACCUUGGCGUUAACAGUCAGAUUAUGUUUUCGAUCGGUGCCGGCAAUCGAAAGGAUACUUUUCAUAUUGAUCCCACCAGCGGUUAUUUGUAUUUACACAAGUUGCUCGAUUAUGAAGAAACGCAAAGUUACUCUCUGAACAUCACCGCAUCGGACGGUGGAAAUCCACGUCUCUCCACUACGAUCCUGUUCACAGUGAAUGUGAUCGAUGCUAAUGAUAAUCCUCCCAGCUUUCCAAACACGGCGAUCGUGCGACAAAUUCGUGAAGGUAUUCCCAUUAAAACUCCAAUUGUGACGGUGACUGCAGAGGAUCCCGAUUCCGGUUUGAAUGGGAAGGUGUCAUAUGAAAUUUCCAACCAAGAUCCGGACAAUCGCCACCGACAUUUUGGAAUUAAUCCUACGACGGGAGUGAUUCACACUCUGCAUGCAAUUGAUCGUGAAGCGAUCGACACCUAUCGCCUGACGGUGAUUGCCACUGAUCAAGCUGCCAUCCCAUCGCAAAGGUUAUCCGCCGAAAAACUAGUGACCGUUAUAGUUGAGGACAUUAACGACAACGCACCGGUGUUUGUUUCGAUGAAUGCUGCCACCUUGCCCAUCAAGGACAUCCGGCUGGGUGUGGACAGUAGCCCAAAUCCGAUUAUGUACAUCAACGCUUUCGACGCGGACUCCAGUUCCAACGGGUUGGUGACUUAUGAAAUGACCGGUGGCAAUACGGACCUGUUCAAGUUGCAUCGAUCGACCGGUGCCAUAACGUUGAGAAAAUCGAUCACCAAGCCGGAAAUUCGCUAUCAAUUGGCGAUCCGAGCGACGGAUGAGGCAGUGCAAAACGAACGAAAAAGUAGUGACGCGUACAUCACGAUCCUAACGACCAUCCCGGCGAACAAUGGGCCAGUGUUUGUGAAGAAGGAACUGUUCGGUAGUGUGUCGGAAAAUGAACCGAUCGGAACGAGCAUACUGACCGUGUCCGCUUAUCUGAAUUCGGUUAGUGAUAUCGAGUACUAUGUGACGAAUGUGACCGGUGAUGGGAAGCAAGUGAACCGUUUGUUUGACAUCGAUACGAAGCUGGGAAUAUUGUCCACGGCGGCUGAGCUGGAUCGAGAGUCCGGCGUCGAGAGUUAUGAGGUGGAAGUGUACGCGAUUGCACUCGGAGGAAUGCCACGAACCACGAGCACUAAGAUUCGAGUGAAUGUGCUGGACAAGAACGAUAGCCCACCGACAUUUCGUGACAUUCCGCUGGUAUUUUCCGCGUCGGAAGAUUUAGCCGUAGGACAGACGGUAGCACAAAUAACCGCCACCGAUCCGGACACACUCGGCGCACUGGAAUAUUCGCUGGUGAACGGCGACACGGACAGGUUCCUGCUGGAGAAGGACACCGGUCUGCUGAAGCUGCGGGAUGCGUUGGAUCGCGAAACCGAAGAUACCUAUCGGUUAGUGGUCAGCGUUACCGAUGGCGUUCAGAGCACCGAAACCACCGUCACCGUUCAGGUCACCGACACCAACGAUAAUCCACCGUCGUUUUCCGAACCGGCCUACUCGUUCGACAUACCGGAGAACGCCCCGCGCGGCUUCCAGGUCGGUAUCAUCUCGGCCAGCGAUCCGGAUCUGGGUACCAACGCUGCCGUCACCUACAGUGUCAUUUCGGACUGGGCCAAUGAUGUGUUCUCGCUGAACCCGCAGACCGGGAUCUUCACGCUGACAGCCCGGUUGGAUUAUGAGGAGGUACAGCACUACAUUCUUGUCGUGCAGGCCCAAGAUAAUGGCCACCCGAGCCUAUCGAGCACGCUGACCGUCUACUGUAAUGUGAUCGAUCUGAACGACAAUGCUCCCAUCUUCGACCCGAUGAGCUACUCCAAUGAGAUUUUCGAGAACGUGCCGAUUAACACCGACGUGGUUACGGUCAGUGCCACCGACAUCGAUUCCGGAAUUAAUGGACGGAUUGAGUACAGUAUUACGAUGGGCGACGAAAACGAGGAUUUUCGGAUUCUCCACAAUGGCACGAUUCGCACCAGGCGCGUCCUGGAUCGGGAGACUAAGGCUAGCUACAAUUUAAUCGUGACGGCGCAGGAUUGUGCAAAAGAACCAGAAAGGCGCCUGUCCUCCACUGUACAGGUCACAAUCGUCCUCAAAGAUGUCAACGACCUGGCGCCGGAGUUUGUGACCCCGAACGAAACGGCGGUGGCCGAAAACAUUCCCCUGAACACGGUCAUAAUGGCGAUCAAGGCUGUGGACCGUGACGAAGGUCGCAACGGGUACGUCGAGUACCAGCUGGAUCCGAAUGUGCAGACACCUUUCACGAUUGGAUCCGCGGAUGGGCUGCUGCGUGUGUCCGGUCGGUUGGAUCGUGAAAUCAAAGCCAGUUAUGAGCUGGUGGUGACCGCAAAAGAUCGCGGCGAACCGCCCAAAUCGAGCCAAUCCAGGAUUUUGAUACACGUGCUCGAUGAGAACGACAACAGUCCGAUUUUCGAUCCGAAACAGUACAGCGCGGCGAUCGCGGAAAACGCCAGCAUCGGGGCUAGCGUGUUACAGGUUUCCGCGACCGAUAUCGACGAGGGCGCUAAUGGACGGGUCCGUUUCUCGAUUGCGGCCGGCGACGACAAUCGAGACUUCACCAUCAGCGAGGAUAGCGGUAUCGUUCGUGUGGCCAAGAAUUUGAACUACGAGCGCAAGUCGCACUACACGGUAACGGUGCGGGCGGAGGAUUCCGCCAGUGACACGGAAAAUGGCGAAAUUCGCUUCGACACCGCCAAACUGUCCAUCACCAUCACGGACAUCAACGACAAUCCGCCGACCUUUCUGGACUCGCCCUAUCUGGCGUAUGUGAUGGAAAACGUGAUCCCACCGAACGGCGGGUACGUCAUCACGGUGAAGGCGUACGACGCUGAUACGCCACCGUUCAACUCGCAGGUUCGCUACUUUCUUAAGGAGGGCGAUACGGACUUUUUCAAAAUUAAUGCAUCGAGCGGGGAAAUUUCACUGCUGCGGGCACUGGACCGGGAAAUGCAGGCCGAAUACAUCCUAACACUAGUGGCGAUGGACACCGGUUCACCACCACUCACCGGCACGGGAACGGUACGCGUCAUCGUCCAGGACAUGAACGACCACAGUCCGGAGUUCGAGCGACAGUCCUAUCAAGCUACAAUAUCGGAAAAUCUCCCAAUUGGAAGCAGAGUCCUACGUCCGAUUGCAACCGACAGGGAUACCGGUUUGAACGCAAAAAUCCGUUACACUCUACUCGGAGAGUACUCGCAACGAUUCAGCGUAGAGCAGGACAGUGGUGAGAUCUCAACGGCCGCCAUACUGGAUCGUGAGGAUAUUGCGCUGUACCAUUUCACCCUGAUGGCUCAGGAUAGCUCAACGACGGAACCCCGAGCUACGGUUGUAAAUCUGACAGUACAGGUUUCGGACAUGAACGAUAACAGCCCAACGUUCGAGUCCCGUACCUUUCACGUUAAUAUUCCCGAUCGGAUCAAGCGUAAUCAGUUCGUGUUCGGUGCCAAAGCGAUCGAUUUGGACGAAGGAAUGAACUCUCGCAUUCUGUACUCGAUCGGUGGAUCGGAUGCCAACAAGUUUCAUAUCAAUGAAAACACCGGAGUGAUAGAGGCUUCCGUUGAACUGUCGCUACCCGGACAAAAUGCCGAUCGCGUGUUCAGUUUGAUCAUUGAGGCUCGCGAUCAGGGUUACGAUCAGAAAUCAACCAAAAGCGAACUGACGAUUGCUCUGAAAUCCGCUCAUCUAUUUCCGGUGUUUUCGUACCUAUCGGAAACGCAAUUCGUUUUACCGGAGGAUAUUUCGGACGGAAAAGUAGUAACCAAAAUAUCAGCUACUUCACCGAAGAAAGGACCGGCUGGCAACAUACGGUACGCAAUUGCCGGUGGUAAUAUUGGUGAUGCUUUACGUAUUGAUCCAAAUACCGGGGAAGUGGCUGUUAAUAAAGGUGGACUGGACUAUGAACGUAAUCAGCAGUACGAAGUUUGGAUCGAGGCUGCCGACUCGGAUCGGCCUAGUCUGCGAAGUGUAAUGCAGCUGAUCAUUAACGUCACGGAUGCGAACGAUAAUCCUCCGAUCAUGGAAAAACAAGUUUACAUGGCUGAGGUUAUGGAGGAAGAAUCUCCAGGAUUGUUCGUCACUAAGAUACAGGCUACGGAUGUCGAUUCGGAAGAAAAUGGUCAGAUAACGUAUAGUUUGGUUAAAGAUUACGAUAGCUUCGAAAUCAAUAGUGAUACGGGGGAGAUCUAUACCACAACUAGGCUAGAUCGAGAGGAUAUUCCGCGAUACGCUUUGAUAGUGAAGGCAGUAGAUCAAGGUGUGCCGCAACUAACUGGUAGUGCGACCGUACUGGUUCAUGUACUGGAUAAAAAUGAUAAUCCUCCUAAAUUUACUCGGUUGUUCAGUGUCAACGUGACUGAAAACGCAGAAAUUGGGAUCUUCGUCAUUAAGAUAACGUCAUCCGAUUCGGAUAUCGGGAUCAACGCCAAUGCAACGUACAUCUUCACAGAAAACAUCGGCAACAAGUUUCUGAUCGAUUCGACGUCCGGUAAUGUUACCGUAGCUGGUCAUUUGGAUCGUGAGCAACAAGACGAAUACAUCCUGAAGGUAGCCGCAGUGGAUGGUGCUUGGCGGGCUGAGACACCUCUCACAAUUACAAUCCAGGAUCAGAACGAUAACGCACCGGAAUUCGAACAUAGCUACUACAGCUUCAACUUUCCGGAACUACAGAAAGCGGUUACCUUCGUGGGUCAGGUGAUCGCUACCGAUCGGGACAAGCAUGGUCCGAAUUCCGUAAUUUCCUACUCACUUCAGCAGCCUUCGGAUACGUUCUCAAUCGAUCCUGCCACCGGAGAACUAUUCAGCAAACGAACCAUCCAUUAUAAACACACCCAGAUGGAAUCAUCACCGGAGAACAUGUUCAGUUUGACGGUUCUGGCAACCGAUAAUGGAAAACCACCCAUGUACUCCGAGUGCUUGAUCAACAUCAACGUGGUAGACGCCAAUAACAAUCCGCCGGUUUUCACGCAAAGAGAAUACCUUUCACCAGCACCGGAAGGUGCGACUGUUGGCCAAAAAAUCAUGCAGCUUCUCGCUCGGGACGAGUACGAUUACGGAGUUAAUGCUGAGAUCGAAUACAUCGUUACGGGAGGGAACGGUACAAGUAACUUCGUAGUAAACAAAAACGACGGAUGGAUCAUUGUGGGGAAUGCGUUGAACGACAGUCCUGGAAAAGUAUACACCCUGAAUGUCCGAGCCGUGGACAAAGGAGUGCCACCUCAGCAGGAUGAAGUUAUCGUGAUGAUUGUUGUCACCGGAAUGAAUAAGUAUGCUCCGGUCUUUCAAAGCCCUUCAUAUCAGGUGAUCGUACCGGAGAAUGAACCAAUCGGGUCAACUAUUCUGACGGUCAGUGCCCCAGAUGACGACGAUGGACCAAACGGGAUGGUUCGCUACUCAAUAACCGGUGGCAACGAGCGGAAAGAAUUCACAAUCGAUAGCGUAUCUGGUGCGAUCACAAUCCUACAACCGUUGGAUUACGACUCGAUUCAAACCUAUCAACUAAAUAUUACCGCCGAAGAUCUUGCCUUUAAACCGAAGAAAUCGAUGGCAAUGAUCACGGUGACACUGACCGAUAUCAACGAUAAUGCACCGACCUUCAAUCAAACCGAAUACGACGCGUUCAUCCCGGAAAACUCACCUCCCAACACAUUCGUGUACAAAGCAAUCGCACAUGAUCGUGACUCUCCUAAGAACGCCAUCAUUCAUUACUCGAUUAUUGGUGGAACAGGACGAGAUAUGUUUUCAAUUGAAACCACGACUGGAGUGAUCAAGUCCCGAGCUACCUUCGACUAUGAAGAGCAAAAUCGCUAUACCCUGGAGUUGAUGGCAAUCAAUCCUGAUUCUCCGAUGAAGAAUAAGACCAAGGUGAUCGUUCACGUCACCGGUGUGAAUGAAUUCUACCCAAAAUUCGUUCAACCCGUGUUUCACUUUGACGUAUCGGAAUCAGCGGAAGUUGGAUCCAGUGUGGGUUCCAUUCAGGCUACGGAUAAAGACGCCGGAGAGGACGGUAAAGUAUACUAUCUUCUGGUUGGGUCGAGCAACGAUAAAGGCUUCAACAUCCAUCCGGAGACCGGGGUGAUGGUGGUAUCGCGGAACCUUGAUCGUGAGACACAGUCCAGAGUGGUGCUUACCAUUUUGGCGAAAAAUUUCGGAGGCAUUCGCGGCAAUGAUACCGAUGAAGCCCAAGUGAUCAUAUCGAUCCAAGAUGGGAAUGAUCCACCGGAGUUUCUGCUCGAUUUUUAUGAGGCUGAUGUAUCGGAGGGAGCUCAAGUGGGAACUAGGAUCAUUACCGUGAAAGCCGUGGACAAAGAUGUUCGGCCACAGAACAAUCAGUUCAGCUACUCUAUCAUCGGAGGAAACAAUGAACAUUCGUUUAAAAUCGAUCCUCAGUCGGGACAGAUUGAAACUUCGCGAAUGCUAGACAGGGAGACAGUUCCAAUUCACAAAUUGAUCCUCGGAGCAAUCGACACAGGUUCACCUCCACAAACGGGCACAACGACCGUUAAAAUAUCCGUCACUGACAUCAACGACAAUGGACCAACAUUUGACCCAAAGGAUACGGUCGGAUCUGUGCUCGAAAAUGAACCACCCAACACGGUCAUCAUGACUCUUUCGGCAACUGAUCCUGAUCUUCCACCCAACGGAGCACCGUUCACAUAUUACCUAGUCGGAGGCCGCCACAAAUCAUUGGUUACACUCGAAAAACAUUCCGGUGUUUUAAGAACAGCUCGCAGCAUAGAUCGUGAGACUACGCCGAAACUGGAACUCCUGAUUGAAGUCGAAGACAACGGGAAACCCAAAAUGCGAACACAGCACACGAUCGUCGUCAACGUAAUGGAUCAAAACGAUAGUCCUUCCACUCCUCGAAUUGUUCACAUCUUGGUAUAUGUGUUCAACGAUCAGAUCAACGGGGACAUCGCAAACGUUCAUCCGAACGAUCCGGACACGACGGGAGAUUACCGUUGCAAAAUUAUCGGCGAUCUAAACAAGAAUCCGGUGAAUAAAUUUGCUAUCGGCACCGGCUGCAAACUCCGAACAAUAUCAUCAUCCAUCCCAAGUAAUGGUCACACUUUCCUAGUGUCCGGAAACGAUGGCCGACACGCGGACGUCGUCUCCACGGUCAGUGUUGAAUUCCUGCGAUUUGACAACGUCACGGUUGAAAACUCGAUAACCAUUCGAAUCGAAAAUAUGACCAGCAGUCGGUUCCUAGCGAAUUACUAUCGGAAUUUUGUUGACAUUCUGAAAUCGUCGAUCGAGAGCUCAAACGACCUGAUAGUGUACAGCUUCCUAGAUACGGAUAAGGCGAUGGAUAUUUCCGUUGCCAUAGCCAACGAUGGAAAGGGUUUCCGCUCCAAGCAGUAUAUCAUCGAACGGUUCCACAAAAAGCAGGACGCCAUAAAUCUGCUACUACAGAACACCCGAGUCAUAAUUGGAUUCCUACCGUGUGACACUAACACAUGCGACAACGGAGGUGUCUGCUUCGAGAAGAUCAACGUGUAUGAAGACACUCAGAUCACGGAUAGUCAGUCGUUGAUAUUCACAUCUCCUCUCGUUCGUCACGACUUCCGCUGCAAAUGCUCGGAUGGGUACACCGGUGAAAAGUGCGAUAAACGACAGGAUCCCUGUUCCCCUAGUCCAUGUCAAGCUGGAGGUCUGUGUCGUCGUCAGGGAUACGAUUUCCAGUGUUCCUGUCCUGCUAAUCGAGAAGGAAAAUUCUGUCAACUCGAACGUGGUGACGUAUGUUCUAGUAGUCCUUGCAAAAAUGGAGGAUCGUGUAGGGAAAGCUCGGACGGUUCAUCGUUUUUCUGUCUCUGUCGGCCGGGUUAUCGAGGCAAUCAGUGUGAGGCUGUAGCGGAUUCCUGCCGACCGAAUCCCUGUCUGUAUGGUGGUUUAUGUGUCGGUUUGAAGCCAGGAUACAAGUGUAGCUGUGUGGAUGGUCGGUAUGGGCGGCACUGCGAGAAGACCACCUUCGGAUUUAAGGAGCUAUCGUAUAUGGCAUUUCCUGCUCUAGAUUCGGCGACCAAUGAUAUUUCGGUUAUAUUUGCAACUACAAAACCGGAUGCUUUGCUGAUUUAUAAUUAUGGAAUUCAGAGUGGUGGUCGGUCGGAUUUUGUUGCGAUGGAAGUGGUGAAUGGUCGGGCAGUGUUUUCGUAUGGUGGAGCAAGGACGGCUAUCACAUCACUGGUCGUAGGACAGGCAGCUUCCAGCAAUGAUACCAUUUCUAAUGGAAAGUGGCACAAAAUAACGGCUACCAGGAAUGGGCGAGUGAUGUCUCUGAGUGUUUCCAAAUGUUCUGAAAAUGGAGACUACUGUGUGGAUUGCAAACCGGGUGAUUCCAACUGCUACGCGGAUGAUACUGGACCGACGGGAACACUAAACUUCAACAAACACUUCCUGCUAGUGGGCGGCCUGGCAUCAGCCGAUCCCGUUCUGGAACGUCCCGGGCAAGUGCAUUCCGACGAUCUGGUAGGUUGUGUGCAUAGCGUUUCGAUCAACGGCCGUGCACUGAACUUAAGCAGUCCUAUCAAAUCGUUUGGUGUUGAAUCAACCUGCAAAAGAGGCAAUAAUGGUGGUCCUUGCAGCCAGGGAUUACCGGAAGAUCCCGCCCAGUCACGGUGUGGUGCAUUCGGUCAAUGUUUGGACCGUUGGCAUACGGCUAUGUGUCGGUGUGGAGCAUCGAUCCUAUCCCCGGACUGUUCCAACUCACUGGAACACUAUUCGAUAGCAGAUGGAGGCUUUAUAGAAUUCGAAAUAUCCGAGAAACACAAACGUAUGCAGUUACUGGAGAAUAUAUACAGUGGAAAGAGUAUCUGGAGUUAUGAUGUGACGAGAAAUAAACGUUAUUCGAUCAAGACGGAAAACAUAUCCAGUUUGACGAUCGCGGAAGAUCCGCCGAAAUACAUGAGUCUUCUGUUCAAAACUAACAAACCCAACGGAUUGCUAAUCUACGCCGCAACCAACAAACACUACACUUCGAUCGAACUAAAAAAUGGGAAGAUCUUCUACAACUCACACCAGUCGUCUUUUAUCAACAUAACGGCUUCUUCGCUGGUGAAUUUGGCGGAUGGAAACUGGCAUAACAUUACUCUGCACGCUCACAACCGGAUCCUGCAGGUCAUCGUAGACGGUAAAAGCGCUAUCGAAGACCUUGAUUCGGCUGGAGUUCAUGAUUUCCUCGAUCCCUAUCUAACGGUACUUUCGAUCGGCAAUGUACGCAGGGAACUGUUCGUGAACGAAGUCAUGCCCGUUUAUUUCCAAGGUUGUUUUGCUAAUUUCACCAUCAACAACGAGAUUCAACCGUUCAACGGAUCCGGAAGCAUAUUCAAGCGUGUAAUUCACCGCGGAAAUGUCCUACCGGGUUGUUUACUAGCUGGUUUGGGAGCUGCUCAGGUGACCGAUCCUCUCAGCAUCGGAAUCACGCUGGUAAUCGUAUUCUUCGUCGUACUGUUGGUGGCUAUAUUCCUAUCGUUCCUGGUGUUUCGAUUACGGAAGCAGCACAAAGAGAAGAGUGGUGGUCUCGGGGGUCCCUCUACAAUGCAUUCGAAACAGAACGGAGGCUCCACACUGCUGAGCACUUCCCAGUUGGUGUCGUCCGGUGUUCAUAGUGAUAUUGGUAGGGGUAUGCACGUAAAUGAUCUAUCCGUAGUUGGAUACCAUUCGGAUAAUACUGACAUGCUACGAGGCGUCGGUGGACAUCAUUUGGUGGGACCGGAACUUAUUUCGAAAAAAUACAAAGAGCGGGAUAUUAAUUCAGGUGAACCGCAAAGGCCGCAGCGUCCAGAUAUUAUUGAACGAGAGGUAGUUAGUAAAAGUCCUCCCUUACGAGAAGACCACCAUCCACCAUUACCACCACCAAGUCAAUCGCACCACACGCACGAUCAUACAAAUCCCGUUGAUCUAGGGUCUGAGUAUCCCGAGCAUUACGACUUGGAGAACGCUAGUUCAAUCGCACCGUCUGAUAUCGAUAUUGUCUAUCACUAUAAAGGAUACCGUGAAGCUGGAGGUGUUCGAAAGUACAAGGCCACUCCACCACCGGUGGCUACGUACACACAUCACAAACAUCAAACUGCUCAGCAGCAACACCGGCACUCACCGCACCACGCAGGACCAUACGCACCUCGCGUUCCACCUCAAGCUAGUCAACCACCACCGUCGAACACUCCCAGGCCACACCAAACCACACCGCUGGCACGACUCUCCCCAAGUUCUGAGCUAAGUUCUCAGCAACCUAGAAUCCUAACGCUGCACGACAUCUCGGGAAAACCUCUACAAAGUGCCCUUCUUGCGACCACCUCCAGCUCGGGAGGAGUCGGAAAGGAUGCUCUACAUAGCAACAGCGAACGUAGCCUCAACAGCCCGGUUAUGAGUCAACUUUCCGGCCAGAGCUCCAGUGCUAGCCGUAAAAAUCCGGGAGUUCCCCAACAACCGCAGAAUGUCAAUUCUGUCGUUUCCGGACCGAUGGGUCUAACAGCGGAAGAAAUCGAAAGGUUGAAUUCACGACCGCGAACUUCAAGUCUGGUCUCAACACUGGAUGCAGUUUCGAGCAGUAGCGAAGCUCCCCGGGUCCCAGCCCCACACCUAACACACAUGCACCACUCACCGGCAGUGGAUGCCCAUAGUUCAACCUCAACAGAUGAGAGCGGAAACGACAGUUUCACCUGUUCGGAAAUUGAGUACGACAACAACAGUAUCAGCGGUGAUAAGUACACCAAGAAUCGAGAGGACACCAGCCGAAGGGUGGUUAGCGAUAACAAUAACACUAACAAACCACCACAUUUACCGCCGUCAUCCUACGACGGAUUUGAUUCCUCCUUCCGGGGGUCUUUGAGUACGCUGGUGGCAUCCGACGAUGAUCUAUCCACCCACAUGGUAGGAAUGUAUCGUCAACCGAACGGAGCAUCACCAUCGGCCACCGGUUGGGAUUACCUGCUGAACUGGGGACCCAACUUCGAGAGUCUGAUGGGUGUCUUCAAGGACAUUGCCGAACUGCCGGAUACGGUGAAUGGACGCGUCCCGAGCUCACUUCGGAUACCGGCUGGUGUACAGAAGCCCUCGGAGGAGUACGUGUAGAAAUGUAUAGAACAAAAUGUAAAAUCAAGCUAGGAAACAUGGAAUGGAGGCGCAGUUUAGAACAAGUUAAUUCAAAUGACAUGUAAAUAGUAGCCACUACUGCAUUUUAAUUAGUUGAAAGUGGACGAACGGAGUAGGGUGAAGCGAAACACAUCGAUUUUGUGCUUAUUUUGCAAUGCCUUGUAUCAAGGUACGACCUCCAGCACAAACGAAAUAAUGUUUUAGAAAACGAUAAAAGCGCAUUUUACGGAAGUAUAGCAAACCAAUUUUGUAGCUACAUAAAAGGUCCUCCAAAUGUGCAUUUUUUUACCAUAACACCCGGGAGCGCGUUUCGUUUGAACUAUUCGUCCUCGCUUCUGCCCUGGUGAUCAAACAGGGACUGAAUCAGUGCUAUGUUUAAGCGUUAAGAAACUUACAAGGAUUUUAACCUGUAAAUAGUGAUUUUUUUUUAGCACAAGACGACGAUGAGAAUUAUUGUAAACUAUCUUGCCAUAUGCUUUUUAAAAAGAACAAUCCUAUAACAAGUAACCGGGCGUGCGAAGUAGUGAGUAGUGGUUCCAACAAAAACAAAUACUGUUUCCGCCCCCUUAGGUGUAGAAAAUUUUUAACAGCAAUAUAACACAUAUUCGCAAAUCAUGACUUCCAAAUGAGACUGUUUUUAAUUCGUAAUAGAGCCGUAAGAGUUAGUCGCUAAGUUUUAUCCAGUAGAUGUAUGAUGUUUUAUUUUAGAAACUAAACCGAAUACUACGAAAUUUAAAUGUUGUACAAAUGAUCAAUCGGUUUCAGGCGUACCUCUUGGCAUUUAAUCAAUUUGUAAAUAGCCUAGCGAACAAACGACAAAACUCAUAACUGUUCUAGUGAAAUUAGUUUCUGUAAAAUUUCAAAUUAA